GCCCGCGGCCGUGCGGGCUCCUGAGGAUGGAGGACUCCCGGGAGACGUCGCCGUCUUCCAACAACUCCUCGGAAGAGCUCAGCUCCGCGCUGCGGCUGUCCAAGGGCAUGUCCAUCUUCCUCGACAUACUGAGGAGAGCAGACAAAAAUGAUGAUGGAAAAUUGUCCUUUGAAGAAUUCAAAGCAUAUUUUGCAGAUGGUAUUCUGAGCGGAGAGGAAUUACAUGAGCUCUUCCACACCAUUGAUACACAUAAUACCAACAAUCUUGAUACAGAAGAACUAUGUGAAUAUUUUUCUCAGCAUUUGGGCGAGUAUGAGAAUGUACUAGCAGCACUGGAGGACUUAAAUCUUUCCAUCCUGAAGGCAAUGGGAAAAACAAAAAAAGACUACCAAGAGGCUUCCAAUUUGGAACAAUUUGUAACUCGAUUUUUAUUGAAAGAGACCUUGAAUCAGCUGCAGUCGCUCCAGAAUUCUCUGGAAUGUGCCAUGGAAACUACAGAGGAGCAAACCCGUCAAGAAAGACAAGGGCCAACCAAGCCAGAAGUCCUGUCAAUUCAGUGGCCUGGAAAACGAGCAAGUCGCCGAGUCCAGCGACACAACAGCUUCUCCCCCAGCAGCCCUCAGUUUAACGUCUAUGGUCCAGGCUUACUGGAAGAAGAUAACCAGUGGAUGACCCAGAUAAAUAGACUCCAGAAAUUAAUUGACAGACUGGAAAAGAAGGAUCUCAAACUCGAACCUCUAGAAGAAGUUAUUGAAGGCAGUACUAAAUCUCACAUCAUGCUGGUCCAGCGUCAGAUGUCUGUGAUAGAAGAGGACUUGGAAGAGUUCCAGCUUGCUCUGAAACACUACGUGGAGAGCGCUUCCUCCCAGAGCGGAUGCUUGCGUAUUUCUAUACAGAAGCUUUCAAAUGAAUCUCGCUACAUGAUUUAUGAGUUCUGGGAGAAUAGUAGUGUGUGGAAUAGCCACCUUCAGACGAAUUACAGCAAGACAUUCCAAAGAAGCAACGUGGAUUUCUUGGAAACUCCAGAACUCACAUCUACUAUGCUAGUUCCUGCUUCAUGGUGGAUCCUGAACAACUAAGAUGUUCCUAAAUGUUUUCUUUAUGGUUCCAAGUGAAAAACAAGUGUUCGUAUAUAAAGUGUGAAUUAGGAAAUUCUCUGUACUUAAUUUGCUCUAUACUUUUGUUUGAAUAUAUUUACCCUUAGAUGUGCACUCUUCUUAAAUUUCUUUUGUAACUUUAUCUUUCAUGUGAAUUUUAGCUCAUCUUUCAAAGUUCACAAUUAUUGUCAAUAUUUGCUGAUAUGUUGUUACAUUGUAACCUAAAAUCUUUUAGUCACAAAAUCCUCAUGUGUGAAAAAGGGUACACAUAAAGGAAAAAAACUGUUAUGGUAAAGAAAAAUAUUUAAAGUGAGAACUUUUAGUGUAUUACUUCAUAGGAUAGAUUUUGUAGUUCUGUCAUAAACUAUAAAAGUUAAAUCCGUGUUUUGUGAUUUUUAAGUAUCUGCUAUUCUGCAAGUGAAAUCUUCUCUUCAUUAGUAAUACCUACUCCAUUUCCAACUCAUGACCCUGUGACUACUCACUUUGUUACUUAAAAAGCUAAUACGUGAUCCAGUAUGACUGGUUUCCCUACACGCAGAGAGACAGCAGGGAUGCAUGUGCACAGAGAAGAGGCCACAUGAGGACACAGCAAGAAGGUGACCAACAGUGAGUCAAGGACAAAGGCCUCAAGGGAAGCCAGCUCUGCUGGCACUCUGUCUGGGAUUUUCGGCCUCUAGAACUGUGAGCUUAAGGUGUUUAAGCUUAAGAAGAAAGUUAACACAUGAGGAUGAAACAACCUUAAUUACAACCAGUAUCAUCUCUAGCCAUCUGUCAAGUUAUAAACUGGUUUUCACAAGGGAACAGUUCUGUCAUGGGGUACCACUUACUAAUGUAACGCCAUUACAUCAUUUAUUAACAUAACUCCAUGUAUGUAAGUUAAACCAUUCAAGAAAAGAGGAGAGUUUUACUUUGAGAAAAUAUGGUUCAAAGUUUUUGGCACAUGAUCCAGAGCUAUGUGACUCAGAGGUCUAACUUUUCUUAUGAAAAAUCGACAUUUGCAGUAGAUAAUGAUUUCAAAAUAUUUUUAAAACAAAAUUUUAACCUAAGUGAACAAGAAAGAAAUAUAAAACAAGUACAAAACUUUAGGGAAAUAACAAAACAUGCAGUGGACAGAAAACAUCUAUUUUCCAGUUUCAUUAGAACAACUAAAAGUAGGUACCUAUAUACUCUGCUGUACAAGCUUAUAAAUUAAAUCUUUUAAUAAACUCUCUUCUAUUCUGAUAAAUGCUGCUAAUGAAAAUGCAGUGCAUACAGAAAUUUGUUACCGUGUUAUUCUCUAGUCCAAAUUCCUUUGAAAUCACAGGUCUUCCAGGAAAAAAUAUAAGGUGAAUUUUUUUUUUUUUUACUGUUGGAAAACUCAGAAAGAAUAGAAAGUUUGAACUAACAUUUUAUUUUUUAAAUAUAAAAGUUGACCUAAAAUAUUUUAUCAAACUAAUCUAUGGAAUUUUAACUUUAACCAAUACCUUUGUAUACCAUCAGUCCUCAGUCUGAAUAAAGAAUUUUAAUAGCUUCUACUA
This is a messenger RNA of Vicugna pacos (alpaca), 2614 nucleotides long. RefSeq names its product N-terminal EF-hand calcium binding protein 1 (gene NECAB1). Gene Ontology annotation, molecular function: calcium ion binding. The record is from RefSeq and is a predicted model, not a curated record. Gene Ontology annotation, cellular component: cytoplasm. Lineage: Eukaryota; Metazoa; Chordata; Mammalia; Artiodactyla; Camelidae. Gene Ontology annotation, biological process: regulation of amyloid precursor protein biosynthetic process.